Molecule: messenger RNA, 441 nt
Organism: Hibiscus syriacus
Lineage: Eukaryota; Viridiplantae; Streptophyta; Magnoliopsida; Malvales; Malvaceae
Exons: 3
Coding region: 1-441 (146 amino acids)
Source: RefSeq, a predicted model, not a curated record
AUGGUAUAUGGAAAAGCCUGCCACCUACCAGUUCAGCUAGAACACAAGGGAUACUGGGUGAUAAAGAAACUAAACUUUGACGCACAACUCGCUGGGGAGAAACGAUUACUCGAUCUGAAAGAAAUAGAGGAGUUUCGAGCGCAAGCAAAAGAAAAUGUCAAGCUCUACAAGGAAAAGACCAAGAAGCUCAAACUCUUCCCGAGAAAACUGAAGUCACGGUGGUCAGGACCAUUCAAAGUCCACCAUGUUUACCCUUACGGCGCUGUUGAUAUUAAGAACAUGGAUGAUGAGUCCAUCUUUAAAGUCAAUGGUCAGCGCCUGAAGGCUUACCAGGCAGUCCCGCCAUUACGUGACAAGUCGGCGAUUCUCUUGCAUGACGUCGAUACUAGCCCAGGAUAUUCCACAUGGCUAGCACGUGAGGUGUAUGGUGAAAGCUUGUGA